Messenger RNA from Physcomitrium patens, 2817 nucleotides. RefSeq lists its product as uncharacterized. Lineage: Eukaryota; Viridiplantae; Streptophyta; Bryopsida; Funariales; Funariaceae. The record is from RefSeq and is a predicted model, not a curated record.
CAUUCAAGGAUCUACUCUAAGUGGGUCCGACCUGACGCCUCAUUCCAUCCUCCAGCAACUGACUGGCUGUUCCCCUCGCGAUUGGGUCGUCGUAUAAGGUGGUCAAUGAUGUCUGAGUUGCUGGGGUGAAAGCGAGGAGGCACGACUUCGUGGUUGUCCAUUGGUGGGGUUUGUUGUGGUCGCCUCCAGGGAACGGUGGUGUGUGGUAGCGGUCCGCCUCAUGGUUCCCUCGCUCUGACUGUCGGAGAAUAGUAGUCGACAAGGGCGUUUGCUCCGCACUCGCAGUGCCAUAGUUUUUGUUGCUGGGGUUUUCCGACUUUUAUGCGUCGGUGACUAGUUACUGAGGUUUUUGAGCAGGUAGUCGGUGCGUUGCGUGGUUACGGGGAAUAUAUAUACAAGUUGAGGCCUGUUGGUCAGAGAAGUAGCGUCUCGGAGUUCUGUGGCUUGAGAGUGUGGUGGCUUAGUGUUCUGGCAGGGAAGGAGGUUGGUAUUGAAUCAGAUGAUUCAUGUGAAGGAGUGUGUUGAUUGGUAACCAGUGGACUUUGUUGCUGUAUCAACGCAAGAGCCAUUAUUUCAUCGCCCGCCUUGACCCCCACCUCCCCUGUUCCAUUGUCACAAGCUGAAACAUACCUAAGCUCAGCAAACCAAAAUACCUUCUACAACUUCGUAUCCUAUUUCUAUUUUUCUUGAAAUAGUGCUAAGCGAAGGUGUACUAGUUUUUGUGUUGUUUCGGUGUUUGACGAAAUCCGAAGUUGGCUUCUCCGAGUUUCCAAGUUGCUUUGUGUAACCGACGCAUCGGAAGUUACCACACCUUUCACCCUUUUACAUACUUGGAGAUGUAGCAUCCUUUGACGGGGUUUUGGGACUCCUUGAAUCCCUAAGUUUUUCUCUCCCAACUUGGGGUUUUCUCGUUUCUUACUGUAUCUGGAGAUUUUGAGAAUCGUAACAUAGUUCAGAAGGAUCGUCACUGGGAUAUUUGCGGUGAGCACGAUGCCGGGACUUCGGAGACACCCAGGCAUCAGUUCAUACACCAACUCCAUCUACCAUGCGGAUAUGCUCACUCCUCCCACCGCUAUGGAUCAGUAUUCAUGGGACCGCGACAAAUCCAUCAUUUCUCGAAGGCCUGUAACGAGCCGGCAGGUUGUACCUCGCCCUCUUCUGUGGUUUCAGAAGGAGAGGAGAGACCAGUGCAAUUAUCUAGGUACCAAGGCUCCCAGCACCGCUCCUGCAGUGCCAGUGUGCCACGGCAGCAAUGAAAGUGAUGACCUGCAGGCCAUGGUGCACGAGUUUAUCGAGAAUGAUCCGUUGGAGUACAUGGAUGGAGUGGACAGCGAUGGCCCUUCCCCCGGCAAGAAACUUAUAGAAAAUUUACAGAUGCGCAUAGCGCCAAGUGUGCUUGAACGAGAACUGGCGACAGAGGUGAAGCUGCUCCUGCUUUCUAUCAAGGAAGACUUGGAUCUCGUCUGUGACCCUGAGGGCUCUGCUUGCAAAGGGGGUUGUGUCAAGCGCUUUGUGGUCAAGCAUCUCCAGGUUACCGGAUACGAUGCAGCUUUGCGCAAAUCCAAGUGGAUCAGCUCUGGCCGAGUUCCUGGAGGCGAGUAUGAGUACAUUGACGUGAUCAUCAACGAUGACCGAGAGAUGGAACGGCUUAUUGUGGAUGUAGAUUUCCCAGCUCAGUUUGAGAUUGCAAGACCCAGCCAGCAAUACGAAGCCGCUUUGAAGAUCCUUCCUGCAGUCUUCGUCGGCUCACCAACGAAGUUGAAGCAGAUCCUGCAGUUCAUGUCGGAGGCUGCAAAAGCAUCCUUGCGACAGAGCGAUAUGCAUCUUCCUCCAUGGCGCACAUUUGUCUAUAUGAGUUCGAAGUGGCUAUCGAUGUCCGAGCGAAAGAUCGACCCAGUCCCAAUGUCGUCCACUAAACAACCCCGCAGCUUCCACUGGCAGGAGAACAAGACCCUCGUCUCAACCGUUGCCAAGCAAUGUAUGGAGCAAUUGCGCCAUACUAAAAUGAUCCUAGUUGUGGAAAUGAAGUCGUCAGGCGUUGUGGCCAACCUCACACGUGGGCGAAGUUCACGUGUCAGUCCGCCCCUCCGAACCGUUGUGUAAGUAACUCGCUGCAUGGCUCCAGAAUGCAUUGAAAACUAAAAUCAUUGCAGUGAUCGGAAUUUGUUAAAUUUUUCUCGAGUACACGAGAAGAACCGAAAUUUUGAUACCAGUUUUGGCCGUUGAAAUUUUGAUACCAAUUUCCCCCCUAGGCAGAUUCAGGUUUAGAGUUUUAGGAUUUGCGUUUGAUGUUCCUAGCUGAAGCAACCCCUGGCGAUAACUAUGUCGGAUCAGUCCAGUAUGAAGAGAUUUAUAGAGGAUGGUUGGCUACCAGCAGUUGGGACUGCAACUUGCUGAUCCAUACUUGAACCGAAAACACCAACAUCGCGGCAUACUUUCCCUGUCACUGUCAUCAUGGAAAGGAUUCAUGUUUGGCUAGAUGACCUCGAAGAGUCUUAGAAGUUAGAUUAACGCACGGCUUGACACUCUUGUAACUGUUUUUGAGAGACUGGGCACUUCAGCGUCCAAACUGCUGCUGCUUCGCUAGAGACUUUGCCCAUUAUUUUGCAUUCAGCAUGCUAGUAGCUUUUAUUGUUCAACUAGCAUCCCACCUGUCGGAACAGUGAAAAUCGAUAUAAUUGUCAUGUGUAGACAGUGAGGAGGUGACCUCUACCAGAGGACCUUGCGGAAGUGAGAAAAAAUCUUUUUUUUCGAUUAAAUGUGAUGCUCCAUCAAAGGCGAUUGGCUGUUUCUAAUUGAUGCAGCUCUUUGUGAAUC